Messenger RNA from Chara braunii, 2453 nucleotides. NCBI's taxonomy places the organism in Eukaryota, Viridiplantae, Streptophyta, Charophyceae, Charales, Characeae. The record is from the annotation of a GenBank genome assembly.
CGGGAGGGGAACUAAGACAUCGCGUCUCGUUCCUAGUGAGCGAUGAUCUCCCUAUGGAUAUCUUGUUAGGUAUGUACUACCUCUCCGUUGCACAGCCCCAGUUUGACUGGGACCGAAAAGUGGUCAAGCACAUUUUGCCAGGUGGAGGGACCGCCACAUUACGUAAGUUUAAGGCUAGUAGUCUGAUCGAGUCCUACGGAUGCAUGUGUGCCGCCGCGUUUUACAACUAUUAUAAGCAAAAUCCGGAGGAGGGUAUGUAUUCAGUUUAUGUCUCUGUAGCAAACGAGCCGGUGAAAAUGUCGUCGGAGAUAGAGGGAGUAGUUGCUAAGUACCCUGAUCUAUUUGAAGAGUCGAUAGGGGUUGUCGAGAGGGAGGUCGUCCACGCGAUAGAGAUUAUCCCAGGGUCUAGCAUCCCGAAGGGUAGGAUCUAUCAAAUGUCUCCAGGCGAGCUUGACGAGCUUCGCCAACAGCUCAAGGAACUCAUAGAGAAGGGUUGGAUCCGGCCGAGUGUCUCCCCUUACGGAUCGCCAGUUUUAUUUGUGCCAAAGAAGGGGGGUACACUGAGGAUGUGCAUUGACUAUAGGGGCCUCAAUGCCAUCACUGUCAAGAAUCGAAAGCCCCUACCACGCAUCGACGAUUUGCUACAUAGAGUGCACGGGUGUCGGUACUUCAGUAAGAUAGAUCUGAAGUCCGGGUACCACCAGAUUGCAAUCUGGCCCGAGGAUCAACACAAAACCGCAUUUCAGACCAAGUAUGGUCUGUACGAGUUUGUGGUGAUGCCUUUCGGCCUUUGCAAUGCUCCUGGCACCUUUCAACACGCUAUGAAUCGGAUCUUUCAUAACUACUUGGAUAAGUUUGUCAUCGAGUACCUCAAUGACAUACUUAUUUUUAAUAAGACUGUCGAGGAGCAUGUUGCGCACUUAGACAAAGUCCUCAGUCUUCUUCGGCAGCACAAGUUCAAGAUCAACGGGGAGAAAUGCGAGUUUGGUCGCACCCGGAUCUUGUACUUGGGUCAUGAGAUUUCCGCGGAGGGUUUGAAGCCCGAUGACGCGAAGGUGGCCAGCAUCCGUGACAGGCCGCGUCCUCAGUCUGUGACUGAGAUGAGGUCUUUCUUAGGGAUGACCGGCUACUAUCGCAAUUUUGUGAAGAAAUAUAGCAUAGUGGCCGCCCCUUUGACUGACCUGACUCGCCUUGACACCCCAUGGGAGUGGACAGACAGAUGUGAGGCUGCUUUCAGACAUCUGAAGCAUGCGUUGACGCAUCAUGAGGUCUUGAAACUUCCUGAUCUUGACAAGCCGUUUAUAGUAACCACGGAUGCUAGCCAAUAUGGCAUAGGCACCGUGCUCACGCAGAAGGAGGGGCCAAAGUUGAGGCCAGUCGAGUACAUGUCCAAAAAGAUGCCCUCUCAGAAGUUGGCUAAGUCCACCUAUGAGAAGGAGCUUUACGCGAUUUACAAGGCACUGACCCAGUGGAGACAUUACCUCCUUGGGAGCUGCAGAACAGGGCACGCAGUUGCAAAUGACAUCAGGCAAUCACCAGAGGCGAAUGGACAGGCAGACCAGUUGAACCGCGUUGUACAACACCUGCUGAGGCAUUACAUCAAGCCAAAUCAGGUAGACUGGGAUGAGAAACUUGCUCUCAUCGCCAGCCUGUACAACAACGCUGUGCACAGUGCUACGGGAGUGAGCCCGAACAGCUUGCUACUGACUUUCAAGCCUAGACUGCCUUUGGACUCCCUACUACCUGAGAAUCAGCCAUCUGCUGCACCAGGGACGCUAGAGUUUGCUUAUCGGUAUGAACGCCUAAUGCAGCAGGCUGUUGAGCAGAUGCAUAAAGCACAGGCGGCGAUGAUAGAGUCAGAGAACAAACACCACCGACCAUCUACAUUCCAGGUAGGAGAAAGAGUCUGGGUUAAGUCCUCAGAAGUGGGACAAGAGCACGGGAUCUCCCGCAAGCUCAUGCCACAAUACUUUGGACCAUGGGAGGUUCUAGAUGUCGUUGGGGAUGAACCGGAUGGCCCUUCUUAUGUUAUUCGCAUCCCUGGUCACCUACGCACUUACCCUGUUUUCCACGCCUCCAAGCUUGCACCUUCCAAAGAAACUGAUCAGUUUCCCUCUCGUCGCUCUAUGCUGCCCCCAACCAUGGAUGGAGAGGUUGACAUCGACGACAUCGUUGAACACAGGGAAAUGCCAGUUCCAAGACCGACUGGCAGAGGACGUCCUCCAAAACUGAAGCUGCAGUACCCAGUUCGGUUCAGACAUCACACUGAUCCAAAGGAGGAUAGAUGGUUCACAUGGGAGGAACUGAUGCAGACCGCUCCACAGGUUGUCGCUCACUAUGAGAAGUCUCUGCAGAAGGGAAAGCGCUAGAUUAUCGAAGACUGAACUUCUCAGAGGACUAUCGAAGUUUGGAGGAGGGAAUGCCAGGCACAUGGCCUCGAUAUGCCCUACAGG